CGGCCCCGCGGCGGCAGCGGGGGCGGUGCUGCGGCGGGCUGGGGAAGCGCACGGAGCGGCGCGGCUGUUGGCGGCGCGGAGCGGCCCUUUGUGGGCGGAGCGAGGCGGCCGCAGGCCCGGCUCGGCUGUCAACACCAGCCAACAUGGCGGCGCGGAGGCCCCGCACCGCCCCAGAACACGAAAGUGACGAUGAUUCCUAUGAAGUGUUGGAUUUAACAGAAUAUGCCCGACGUCACCAUUGGUGGAAUCGUGUGUUUGGCCGAAAUUCAGGACCAAUUGUAGAAAAAUAUUCUGUAGCUACCCAGAUUGUGAUGGGCGGCGUGACUGGCUGGUGUGCGGGAUUUUUGUUCCAGAAAGUCGGAAAGCUUGCAGCAACUGCAGUAGGUGGUGGCUUUCUUCUGCUUCAAAUUGCUAGUCAUAGUGGAUAUGUACAAGUUGACUGGAAGAGAGUUGAAAAAGAUGUAAACAAAGCAAAAAAGCAGUUAAAAAAGCGUGCAAAUAAGGCAGCACCUGAAAUCAAUACUCUAAUUGAAGAGUCAACAGAAUUUAUCAAACAGAACAUUGUGGUGUCCAGUGGAUUUGUUGGAGGCUUUUUAUUAGGCCUAGCAUCGUAAGGACCUGAAUCGUCUCUUCCUGACGGCAUUUACAUCAGCAAAGAACAGUUGUGGUGACACGCUGCCUUAAAGUGGGGUGGGUCACUGGGCCUUCAAGAGCAGAACGAGUGGACUAGCUAGACAAUUUGGAAGCUUUUACAUUUCAGGCUUUUGCCUCUUGAAGCUUGGCAAAACUAGGAUUUGCUGAAAAACUGUGCAGUGUGCUCAUUAUAGCAUUUCUGGGCAAAACUGGUUCAUCUUCAUCAUGACUCUUUUUAUCUAUGACCUUGCAAGAUCUAGCAUUUUAAAAAAAUGUUAUUCUUGGAAUAUAGAUAUGUUACCAUACUGUAAGAAAGCAAGCUCCAUUUCUAUGUUUUCAGUUAAAUAUUGUUUAUUUUAAAAGUAUUUUUCUUCAUGCUGUAGUAGAUGGUAUCAAUGAUUAAAUAUAUGAUAUUGUAGUUUCAGCCUCAUGGCUGUUCUUUAGAAGUCACUGCAAUAAUCUGUCAAUCUGUAAUACCUUUUUACAGAGUAUUAAAUAAUGAAGAAUCAUGAGCUUAUUAAAGGUGAAAAUUAACUUUGA
Messenger RNA from Columba livia (rock pigeon), 1173 nucleotides. RefSeq names its product FUN14 domain containing 1 (gene FUNDC1). Lineage: Eukaryota; Metazoa; Chordata; Aves; Columbiformes; Columbidae. The record is from RefSeq and is a predicted model, not a curated record. The coding region runs from base 144 to 614 and encodes 156 amino acids. Gene Ontology annotation, biological process: autophagy of mitochondrion. The transcript has 5 exons. Gene Ontology annotation, cellular component: mitochondrial outer membrane.